UCUCUUUCAAUUUCGAAAUAUGACAGGUGACCAAAAUAUUAUUUUAAUAAAUGUAUCUGUUUAAUAAAUCUGUUUAGUUUAAAUGCACCAAAAUACAUUGCCUAUUUACUGAGAAACUGAGACAAAUAUUAAUUUUCAAUUUAAGGGGUGUACUCAAUUAUCCUGAGCACUGUACAUUUUUGUUCUAAUAAAACAGCAUUAGUCCAUUAGUCUAUAAGCUCUGAAAUGUUUUCGCUCGUGUCCGUGUAAACUAGAGGUGUGUGUGGUGAAGCUGUACUGUAGUGUUCUGCGGUGGCUGUGUGUGUAUGUGAGGUGAAGCGGCGCUGGCUGAUGUUCACACGCUCUCCUCAGCACCUGGAUAGCUCCGCGACUCCGCGCAAACCGAGCACUUUUGAGGCAAAAAGUGCACAAAAAACAACAUGUAGCUUCUCAAAAUAGCCUCCUACCAUCCCGAAGCGUCAAGAAAGCAAACUUUCACACAGGGAAGUCUUCGUUACCGCCCUGAUGAGGGAAUUACCGGUUGACUGCGGCAAACUGUUCCCUACUGAUGCGGGAAUGGGAGGAGAAGCAAAACCGGAUUUACUCGCCAACGAAUAUCAUCGGAUAGCGGAUCUACUAGUCCAAGUGCAGCAUGUGUUUAAUAUGUAAUUAAAUGUGUGCGGGAAUGAGUGAAAUAUUCGUGGAUUGAUCUACAAAUCAUACAUCGCAGCAUACAGGAUGUCAGGUAACGUGUCUCUAAGUCUGAUCAGCCUUUUAGAGAACUCUUCUCUCGCGAGCUCGUCUUCUCCUCAGUCUCCACAAUGGGAGACUCCUACAUUCACCACAGCGGCUCGUUACCGUGUGGUGGCCACGCUGGUGCUUUUCGUCUUCGCUGCGGUUAGUAACCUCUCAGUACUCAUCAGUGUGACCAGGGGGCGAGGGCGACACCUGGCAUCCCACCUGCGGCCCCUUAUUGCUAGCCUGGCCUCCGCAGACCUGGUCAUGACUUUUGUGGUGAUGCCGCUGGACGCCAUAUGGAAUAUCACAGUGCAGUGGUACGCCGGCGAUGCCAUGUGUAAACUUCUCUGCUUCCUCAAGCUCUUCGCCAUGCAUUCGGCAGCGUUUAUCUUGGUGGUGGUGAGUCUGGACAGGCAUCAUGCCAUCCUGCACCCACUGGAGGCUCUGGAUGCUGGUCGCAGGAAUAGAAGAAUGCUGCUCGCUGCCUGGAUCCUCAGUGUCCUGCUCGCCUCUCCACAGUUAUUUAUUUUCAGGGCAAUUAAAGCUGAAGGAGUUGACUUUGUGCAGUGUGCAACACAUGGAAGCUUCCAGCACCGUUGGCAGGAAACAGCCUACAACAUGUUCCACUUUGUCACCCUGUAUGUGUUCCCUCUCCUGGUAAUGAGCUUCUGCUAUACCCGAAUCCUCGUGGAAAUCAACCGCCAGAUGCCUCGUGGUAAAGGCAAGGGUGGAGAGCCUUGUCUGAGACGCAGCGGAGCUGACAUGAUCCCGAAGGCACGCAUGAAGACCCUGAAGAUGACCAUCAUCAUCGUGGCUUCAUUUGUGGUGUGCUGGACACCGUAUUAUCUGCUGGGCAUCUGGUAUUGGUUUCAGCCCCGAAUGCUGCAGGUCACGCCGGAAUACGUCCAUCACGCCCUCUUCGUCUUUGGUAACCUCAACACGUGCUGUGAUCCGGUCAUCUACGGUUUCUUCACACCCUCGUUCAGAGCAGACAUAACCAGCUGCUUCAGUAGGAGGAAUCAAAACUGCUCUCCGAAAUCUCUGGACCGACUGUCCGCACGCAGAGGAGGUGCAAGCGGGGAAGCAGAGUCAGACCUUGGGAGCGGAGACCAGCCCAGCGGACAAACAGCAUAGGUGGUCAAUCCAGCUGGAAUGUUCUGCCUGAAUGUGAAGGAUAGUAAUUUCACUACGAGUCCAGACAUCUAUAUAUACACUGCUGAAGGGGAUUGGUAUUUAUAGUAUAUGCAGGUAUUAUGAACAUGCUUGAAUUCAGAUUUAAUCCACUUAAAGUCAUCAUGAAAUAGGGGUUAGGCUUGUCUUUUUUUCGCAUAUCAUGACCUACAAUUGAAGUCAGAGUUAUAAGCCCUC
Molecule: messenger RNA, 2085 nt
Organism: Danio rerio (zebrafish)
Lineage: Eukaryota; Metazoa; Chordata; Actinopteri; Cypriniformes; Danionidae
Source: RefSeq, a predicted model, not a curated record